Chionomys nivalis (European snow vole) is the source of this 891-nucleotide messenger RNA. RefSeq names its product coiled-coil domain containing 198 (gene Ccdc198). Lineage: Eukaryota; Metazoa; Chordata; Mammalia; Rodentia; Cricetidae. The transcript has 6 exons. The coding region runs from base 1 to 891 and encodes 296 amino acids. The record is from RefSeq and is a predicted model, not a curated record.
AUGGGCCUGGGCCACUCCAAGCAUCAGCCUCGGGUGAUCAAAGUCACACCUUUACAAAGCCAAGAGGCGGAGACUCCCUCAGCUGGCCCUGUGUUCUACGCAUUCAAUCGGAACCUGGAAGAAAAGAACUCAGACCCAUUCUCGAGACUACAGGACCAAAAUUCAGGUCUGGAAAGACAGCUACCACCUCUCCGAGAAACCUGGUAUGGAAGACAUCCUGCAGUAUCCAGGUCCAUGUGUCUUGACAUCCCACUGAAACAUGAAGAAUCAAGCAUUAUCAAAAGGCAUCCACCCCGAAGAAUUCAAAAGCUUGACCCCAUUGACCUGCCACAAGUAAUUACCUCUGAGCAACUCCUGCGCCAGCGAGAAGCCAGAACAGAACACAAAGCAGAGCAGGAACCUGAGAAGAAAAUGAAGCUCCCGAUGUACACCUCUGGGAAGAGACAGUAUUUACAUAAGAUGCAAAUGCUGGAGCGGAACCAUAGAAGGCAGGAGGCCCAAAUGGAGUUGCUGAAGAGUCUUCAGAGUGUAGCAAGACUUGAUAUGCAGAAGCGGAAAGACCAUAAUGGCAAUAAAAUCACCCAAAGCUUGCCAAGGAACAAUAGCUGUGACGUUAUCACCAUACUGCCUGAUGAAACCCCAAACAGAGACCCAGGAAGUUCACAGGAUGAAGAAUUUUUGGACUAUCACAGAGAGAAUGAUUAUUGUGUCCGGAAAAUUGGCAAAAUGGAAGCGUGGCUCCGUGAGCAAGACGCCAAAGGACAGCUUUUCUGGAGCAGCUCCAGCUAUGACUCUGACGAGUUUGAGGAGGAUCAGAAGAGGCCGCAAGCACUGGUGAGGACCAGGACGGAGAGGGUCCCACUUUAUGAUGAGUUUUAUGACCGAGAAUGA